Molecule: messenger RNA, 2209 nt
Organism: Juglans regia (Persian walnut)
Lineage: Eukaryota; Viridiplantae; Streptophyta; Magnoliopsida; Fagales; Juglandaceae
Exons: 3
Coding region: 298-1431 (377 amino acids)
Source: RefSeq, a predicted model, not a curated record
ACCAAAGCCAUUGAGCCAACACCAGGACAGAACUACUGUAAUUAUGGGAUAAAAUACUGAAUCUUAGUACCCUUAAUUGAACAAGAGAUGGAUAGAGAGCGGGCAAGCACCGAUUUUCCUUGGGUUCAUUCAAUUUUUCCUGGAUAAUUUUGGGAAGCAACUUCAGGUCGAUCAAGAAUAAGACGCGCCAAUCUUGUGGUUUUCAUUUUUCACAGAUCUUGGGUUGUUCUUUUUCCAAUUCUGCAAGGGAAUUCGACCCGUUAGCAUAUUGUUGUGUUGAUGAUCGAUGUAUAAUAGAUGGAAAGGGAGAGGCGUAAUGGCAAUCAUAAUUAUUACAAUUGUAUGGUGCACGGUAAUGGAGGCAAUAGAGAUAGAGAUAUAGAGUCUCCGCCGUUCUCUUCGCUUCCUUCUGCUCUUUCUUCCGGCCGUGCUGUUGGUUACAUCGAACACACCGUUUCAAAGCUGGACACUCUCGCCGGGAUUGCCAUCAAGUACGGCGUCGAGGUUGCUGACAUAAAAAAGCUGAAUGGAUUGGUUACAGAUUUUCAAAUGUUUGCUCUCAAGUCUCUCCAGAUUCCAUUACCUGGAAGGCAUCCUCCAUCUCCCUGUUUAUCAAAUGGUUCCAUCACUCCAGGACAGAGCAGUUCUGACCACAUCCCACCCUGGCGUAGACAUGGUGAUUUCUUUGAAUCAUUUCAAUCCCUUGGAGUUAAAUCUCCCCAGCAGAAGGUUUCUCCAGCCAUGAGCUCUUUACAGGGUUACUAUGGACUCAAACCGAGAGAUCAGAAAACUAUGCCUGAAUGUCUUGAAAUGACUGCCUACAAAAAGGGAGAUUCUCAAUAUUUAGAAGAUGGGCCCCCCAGCACCUCUCUGCUUUCCAACCCAUCUUUGAGCCAUCACCAGAAAUCUAAAAGUUUAGUUAGUGCUUUAUUGGAUGAGAAUGGUGAGCUAGCUGCUGUCCUGCCUGUUUCAGAAGCUCAGGAUGGUGACUCUGAUAAAUGUUAUGAGAAACUGCUCAGAAGGCGUCAGAAAUCUGAAGCUGAUUUCACUCAUCACACGCCAGAAAUGUUGUUGGAGAAUAACGGUAAUACUGGUGGGUUUCUGGCAAAAACAGGAAAGGGCUUAGCCUUGAGACCCAAAGCAGCAAGCCGAACUAUGACAAGUGAUUCUGAAACAGGUGGUUUGAACCCAAUACCAAUUGGCCUGGGAGAUUCUAUAGUGUCUGAUGACUUUUCUGUAGUGCAGAAGUCGUCAAGCACAUCAAGUUUGCAGGACCAGGACUCCAGUAGUUCUACAUCCAUAUGGACUACUACAAGGUGGACUCUGAAACCAGAUUUGCAGGCCCUUUCAACUGCUGCCAUUGCAAAACCAAUUUUUGAUGGUAUUCCGAAGCCUACACCGGGUCGAAGAAACAAAGCCGCACUUGACUAGUUAAUUUUAUCCGUCAUAAUUUUUUGUUAUUUUUAUAAUUGAUCAAUUUUUCUCAGGCCAUCCAUUGCUCUUGAUGAGUAUGGAGAGACAAGACAAAAGGUUGGUAAGGAAAAUGUUAUAUUGGUUUCCUGUUUUCUGAAGAAUUAUCUUACAUGUCGGUUAAGGAAAACGGACAUGAAGGGCAAAGAAAGAGGGAUCAAAGAAGCAACUGGUACAUGCGUAUGGCUUAAGUUGUGUUGUCUCACAUCUCCUUUGUGCAAAAUUUUUGCGAGAGAUUUGUAUUCGUUACGGUACCUUUUAGGGAAUGUCUUAUUAGAUUUCAGGUCUCUUCCCAACGGAAGAAAAUCUGUUAAAGCCCUUUUCUUUUGGUUAUAUUCACAACAGAACUGGAGACUGGUGCAGUUAUCACUUAUCAUUUGGUGUAUUGCAGUCUCAGACAAUUGGCGCAAAAUCUGUUACUACAGUGUCUAUGGAAGGGAACAAGGCCAUUGGAAUGGUAAAUACCUAAUUUUCUACAAGACUAUAACCGUUGAAGAAGUUUUUGAAAUGAUUUUUUUUUUUUUUUUACUAUUUUUGUAUUAUAAGUAUUGUAGAACGUUGAAAAUAUUUGGAAAGAGAAUUUAGAUGUUUUUUUUUUUUUUUCCCCUUUGUGUUUUUGAAAAUAUGGUUGCAUCCGCUGAAAGUAUGUAUAGUAGUAUCAGUGCGAUGUGUGUUAUUUGUUAACUGAAAAUACUAUACAAAAUGUAGUAUUGGUUUUUGCGUUUGCUUGUCGUGUAAA